ACAUUUCCGCAGUAGCAAGUGGGACCGCUGUGCCGUGCCCGGGGAAGGCAGUCAUUAUGGUUCGCUUCAAAUCCAGGUACCUGUUAUGUGAGAUAGUGUUCGAGAAUCCACAGUUUCGGCAAUGUAUCGAGGAGAAGAAUAUCUAUAAAAGAGUCAAGGAUGCAAUCAUUCAAGUACAUGGUGACUUUGGAUAUGGCUGUUGCUCAUUAUCUCUGGCAGUCAAGUACCUAAAUGCCUACACAGGGAUAGUCUUAUUGAGAUGUCGGAAAGAUUUCUACCGACUGUUAUGGUCCGCCCUGCAGUUUAUCACUUUUCUGGAGAGCAAGAACCAGAAGUAUCCCUGUUUCUUCAGCACACUACAUGUGGGAGGUACGAUCCGAACCUGCCAGAAGUUCCUCAUCCAGUAUAACCGCAAGCAAUUGCUCCUCCUCCUGAAAGACUGUAAAACCAAAGGGGAGAGGGAAUCCAUUCAAAGGUCAAUCUUGAGUUGUUCACUGAAAGAAAUGGAGCAAGAGCAAUUGAAGUAUCAAGAUGAAGAUAUAGGUGUGAAUUAAGUAAUGAAAAUAAACUGCAAAACAGCAAGAA
Molecule: messenger RNA, 585 nt
Organism: Hemiscyllium ocellatum (epaulette shark)
Lineage: Eukaryota; Metazoa; Chordata; Chondrichthyes; Orectolobiformes; Hemiscylliidae
Gene: pop5
Product: POP5 homolog, ribonuclease P/MRP subunit
Exons: 5
Coding region: 57-554 (165 amino acids)
Biological process (GO): tRNA 5'-leader removal
Cellular component (GO): ribonuclease P complex
Molecular function (GO): ribonuclease P RNA binding
Source: RefSeq, a predicted model, not a curated record